UCAGGUUUCUGCCACAUCUUUUACAGCUUUCUUUUAGAACAGUACAUUAAUUAUUAACUUUCAAGAUGUUGCUUAAGCUUUAAGAUUUACCUGUUUAGCACAUUGCACUCAGUCAUGUGGAUUAUUUUGCUACUGAAGGAAGUUGUAAUUUUGCUGUAGAGCCGAGCUAUUUACACUUAUAAAGAAGGAUACACAUUCUUUAAUUGAAAAUAUAUGCAAUGAAAUCAUACUGCCAAUCUCCCUUCAUACGCGUUGGAGAAAAGAGAUUCAUCACAAGGACUGAGUUCCAGUCUUUAAUAAAAACAUAUAACUGCUAUUUGAAUAACAGUCCAAAUCUACAGCUAAAUUUCCAUGAGGAAAAGGGUCAUAUUGCUGUGGAGGGAGCACUGAAUGUUUUCUGGGGUGUCCGUCAACAUAUAAGAUUAAAGGCUCAGGAUGAGAAACAGACCCUGGCAAAUAUUCAAUCACAUGAGCCUGUUAGCCCAGUUGCAAGCAUAAGAGGAAUGACAAGAUGGGGUGAAUUUGAUGAUCUUCACCAAAUUGCUGAAAUAGAAGAAUCAAAUGAGGAAAAUGAUCAAGAAGUGCCCAAAACUAAAGGACCCCCAGUUUAUGAGUGUGCAACAUUAAAACAAACAAGAGUUCAACAGCUUAUUCCUGAAUCACCUGGCCUGUAUCGAACAAUGAGUGAUGCUUCAUUGGUGAAAAAAAGGGUCAAAACAAAUACCCUGGCUGAAAGGCAAAAAACACAGCAACACAGAGUUUCAAUUAAUGGACACUUUUAUAACUAUGAGACCUCUAUUUUUAUUCCGACAUUUGGAUGUGUGACCAAUGUAAGAAUCAACAGCAACAUGACAACACAUGAGGUUAUUGCCCUGCUUCUUCAAAAAUAUAAGGUUGAAAAUGAUCCAAUUGAAUUUGCACUGUAUUGUAUUCACGCAAGUGGUGAACGUAGAAAGAUAAAGAAAUAUGAUUAUCCUUUGUGGGAAAGGUUACUCAAUGGGCCAUCAGGGACUAUUAAUAAAAUGUACUUAAUGGAUUCAGAUGAACAAGAAAUCAGCACUGAUGUGGCCCAGUACAUUAGGUUUGACGUUCCAUUUUUAAAGGAAUUUCUUGAAAAGCUAAAAGAGGAAGAAACUAAAGAGAUUCAGAAGGUUUACAGCAAGUACACUCAGCAAAAGGAAGUCAUCAGGCAAUAUCUUCAUUUAAAAAUUAUUUCAAAGACUGAAACAACUGUAUAAAGGAUGGUCUGCAAUCAAAAAGCAAGAUGGAUAAUUCUGUGACAAUUGUUUGUAAUAUACUAUUUCAAAGCUUCUUUAAAGUAGCAGUCUUAUUGUAAAAUAGAUUGUGUUAUUUAAAUAAUGGCAGCAAUUGAAAGAAGAAUUUAAGUCAUUUUGGUUGCUUUUACAGUUGUUUUACUUUUUACAUUUUGUAUAUUUAAAUAAUUUUCAUUGAAAUAUAUCCAAAUAAUAUGUGUCUGCGCCUGCCUGUGUCAAGAUUGGGCAGCGGAGCGCCCUCCUUUGGUCACAACUGUAACAGUCAGAAAAUAUCUUAUUGGUUUCACCUUUCCACUCAGUCUGCAAAAAUCCACAAAGGGGAGGUGACUACUGUAGAUUUUGGGAGGUCACAUACUACACUCUCUCUUACCCUCUCUCAUUGUUUAUUGUAUUGUAUAUCACCUUUACCUAGUUAUUGCCAUAUCACGCUGUGAUGGAGAAAGUGAAAAAACUAUUUGAAUCUUCCUAUGACAUGCUGAAAUUACUAAAACUGUCUCAUAAAGAAAAACAGUCACUGAGCUUUCUUGUCAAGAUACCCAGAAGCCUGACAUUUUCCUCUGCUUCUGCAACAUAGCCAUUGAUGUAAUGAUUUUUCCCCAGUUAUCUUUCAACACAUGCUGUUUUCUUGACACGUAACUCAAUAUUAUUUUGGCUACACCGUACCAUUUGACCACUUCUGUUACCUCACUACUGGUGGCAAACAUAAUUUAUGAUGAAAACAAGAAAAAUGGUGUAAUUAACACACUUGACCAUUCUUAUAGCAUCCACA
Molecule: messenger RNA, 2043 nt
Organism: Polypterus senegalus (gray bichir)
Lineage: Eukaryota; Metazoa; Chordata; Cladistia; Polypteriformes; Polypteridae
Gene: rassf6
Product: Ras association domain family member 6
Exons: 11
Coding region: 219-1238 (339 amino acids)
Biological process (GO): signal transduction
Source: RefSeq, a predicted model, not a curated record